Molecule: messenger RNA, 7685 nt
Organism: Meriones unguiculatus (Mongolian gerbil)
Lineage: Eukaryota; Metazoa; Chordata; Mammalia; Rodentia; Muridae
Gene: Znf582
Product: zinc finger protein 582
Biological process (GO): regulation of DNA-templated transcription
Source: RefSeq, a predicted model, not a curated record
CUGUAACACCCCAAGAGCAAAGGAAGUUGGGACACACGCUUUAACCCCAGCCAGUCAGCCAGUCAGAUAUUUCUGCACUUGUGGACAUAGACAGAAACUCCUGCUACAGAGGGGACACAUAGACAACUUCAGACCAAUGGAAAACAGGAGGACAGAAGGAGAAUCACCAGCUCUGACAUCUAAGGACUCUGUCAUUUCCCAAGAGAGAAACCUGGAGAAAGACCCAUCAGCCCUUGAACUCCUGAAAGGCAUGCCCCCUGGUUCAGACCUGUUCAGGGAUGUGGCCAUAAUUUUCUCCCAAGAAGAAUGGGAGUACCUCGGGCCUGGUCAAAGGGUCUUGUACAGAGAUGUGAUGCUGGAGAACUACAGCCACCUGAUCUCACUGGGUCUUGCCAUAUCCAAACCUGAUGUGAUAUCCAUCCUAGAGCAAGGAAAAGAGCCGUGGAUAGAGAAAAGGGCUACAGCAGGAGGGCUGUGUUCAGCACUGGAAUCUGGAUAUGGUACCAAAAUAAUGUCCUCAAGUCAACAAAUUCAUGAAGUGGAAUCGCCACACUGGGAGAAAACAGAAAGCCUUACAAGCUUCAGCCUUGAGAGCUCAAGUCUCCCAGAUGACUGGGAAGGCAACAGCCUGUUUAACAGACAACCAGGAAGUCCAGACAGAAAUGCCAGUCCACUGUUAAUCAGUCAUGAAGAAAUACCUGGAUUAAACCAGCAAGCAUCUCUUACUUUUUACCAGACAAAGUCCUGUAGAUAUAAAAAAUGCAAAAAAGACUUCUGGGAAGAGCAGUUCUUUAUUAACCAAGGAAUUCAUACUAAUGAGAAACCCUACAAAUGUAGGGAAUGUGGGAAGACCUUUAAAUAUGGUUCACGACUAAUCCAGCAUGAGAAUAUCCAUUCUGGCAAGAAGCCUUAUGAAUGUAAAGAAUGUGGGAAGGCCUUCAAUUUUGGUUCAAAUUUCAUACAACACCAGAGUCAUACAGGGGAGAAACCUUAUGAAUGUAAAGAUUGUGCUAAAGCCUUCAGUCGAAGCUCACGGUUGAUUGAGCAUCAGCGAAUCCAUACUGGGGAGAAACCCUAUCAAUGUAAGGAAUGUGGCAAAGCCUUCAAUCGGAUCUCACAUCUUAGGGUACAUCACAGACUUCAUACUGGUGAGAAGCCCUAUGCAUGUAAGGAGUGUGGGAAAACCUUUAGCCAUAUGUCUCAGUUGAUUCAGCAUCAGACUGUUCAUACUGGCAAGAAACUCUUUGAAUGUAAAGACUGUGGGAAGGCUUUUAACCAAGGAUCCAGUCUUAUGCGACAUCAGAGAAUUCAUACUGGGGAGAAACCCUAUGGAUGUAAGGCAUGUAGCAAGACCUUUAGAGUGAACACACAGCUUAAGCAACAUCAGAGAAUUCACACUGGAGAGAAACCCUACCAGUGUAAGGUUUGCAGUAGGGCCUUCAAGCGUGUCUCACACCUCACAGUACACUGCAGAAUUCAUACAAGUGAGAAGCCAUACGAAUGUACGAAGGACCACAAGGUGGUCCAUUCUGAGGAAAAGCCCUACAAGUAUAAGGGAUAUGGAAGGAGCGUAAAUCAUGAUUCAACUACUGUUCAGCAUCCCAGACUGCAUAAUAGAGAAACGUGUGAACAUAAUAAAUGUAGAAAAGCCAUCCCUUGGCACUUACCCACUAUUAAUCAUCAGGGAAUUUGUGCUGGCAAGCAACCACAUGAAUAGAAGUAAUGAAAAGAGUCCAUUAGUUUAGGGAGAUCACAGCUUAUGCAUCUUGGAGAAAGGGUUGAUAAUGUACUGCAAAUGAGAUGCCUCUAUUCAGCUUAUUCUAAAUCAAAAUAUUUGUAUGAAAUUGUAUAAUUGUUUAGACCACAGCUGUCAAAGAAAUAGGGAAAAGUUGGAAUUAAUUUUGUCUCCUAACAUUCCAGAAUCUAGUUAUGGGAUUUUUGGUUUAGUUUGGGCUUUUUGUUUGUUUGUUUUUUGAGACACAGUCUUUCUUUGUAGCCUAGACUGGCCUAGAGUUUGCUAUAUAAACCAGACUGGCCUUAGAUUCAGAGAGAUUUGCCCCCUUUGCCUUGUGAAUGCUCCAAUAUUAAAAGUAUGUGCCACCACACCCAGCUUUAGUCACAGGGAAGAGGAGGCCAAAUUACUCUUGGUAACAAUGAAAUAAAUCAUUCAGACACCAUGAAUGGUAAUAAAAAGAAUGAAUUGAUUCUUUUACAUACUAAGAAAGGUUAAGACAUAAAGCUAUAUCAAGGGUAUGGUGACACAUGCCUUGAAUCUUAGCAUUUGGAAGGCAUAGGUAGGUGGAUCUCUGUGAGUUCCAGGUGAGCUAGCUAUACAGUGAGACCGUGUCUCAAAACAAUAACAACCCCACCCCCAAAAGCUAUACCCAGGGGAAUUAAUAAUUCCCUGCCCCCCAUGUGUGUACAUGCAAAUAAAACAGUGCAUGUGUAGAGAUCAGUGGGGAGCUUUCUGGAGUCACUCUUCCUGCUCUAUUUUUAUUUGGGUUCCCAAGGUUGAACUUAGAUCACUGAGCUAUCUCACUGGCCUUUUUAAUAGUUAAAAACACCAUAUUGUUUUGUUAAUCCCAGAGGAAUGGCUUACAGAUUUUGAACACAUGCUUGUUUAUGAAGACCAGAAUGAAUACUCAAACACACUGAACAAAGGAAUCAGAACUAUAAAAGUGCCAUGCAUGGUGGUGCAUGAUUGUAAUCUUAGUUCUUGAGAAGCUGAAGCAGGAAGAUUGCCUCAAUUCAAGGCCAGGUCAAACCACAUAGUGACACACUCUUAAAAAACAAUGACACUACCACUCAGACAACAAAUAAAAGCAAAAGGGGGCAGGGGAAUCUACAAAAGAGGCAGUACAUAGUUUCAUAUCCUUUUGCAGCCCAAGGGAUUUUUUUCUAAAUUCGGUUGUUUAUAAAAUUGGGGCCUGAGCAAGAUAUUUCUAUGUAGCUCUGGCUGGGCUCUAGAUUGGGGCAAUCCUCUUGCCCCAGCCUCACCAGUACUGGGAUUACAGGCAUUGGUCACAAUGGGUUUUUCUGUGUAGCCUUGGCUGUCCUGGAUUUGCUUUGUAGACUAGGCUGGCCUCAAACUCACAAGAGAUCCUCCUGCCUCUGCCUCCCAGAGUUCUGGGAUUACAGGUGGAGUGUGUUUAAUUUCUGCAUUGUUAGAUUGUUUUGGGGUCUUUCCUUGAUUUGUGUCAUAGGGAGAUUCUUGCUGCUUACCCAUCAGGCAUACCAACUAUCGUUAGCAUCUGCUUCUUGCUUUAGAAUCUGAAGAUAGUAUAUUCAAAUUUCCCAGCCUCCUCUGCAGCUCAGAGUGACCAGUGUAUUGGCCACUGGAAUUUUCUGGGGAUUCUGGAAAAGAAGUUCGGAUUCUUGUGAGAGGUGUUAUUCUAUCAACAGAAAAUAUACCUCAGCGUGGAGUGCCUUUGAUGACAUGUGCUGUGAAGGAACAAAUAGCUACUACUGCAUCCUCAAAGUGAUGCCUCAACCCAGUCCCACAUUGAGCUUUCCACUAUCUGGCCACAAUAUACUUGCUUUUUCUCCCACAAUUCCUACAGUUUUUCUGAGUUUAAAAGAUCUUAAUUUAAUUAAUUCCUAUUUCAGGAAUAGUCUUGAUUUUUGUUUGUUUGUUUCUAGACAGUGUUUUUCUGUGUAGCUUUGGCUGUCCUGGACUUGCUUUGUAGAUCAGGCUGGCCUCGAACUCACAGAGAUCCAUCUGCCUCUGCUUCAGUUGUGUUUUAUCACCUGUGAACAAGAAUAGAAAGCAGAGACCUUAGUGACUGAUGAACAUCAACAGGGAAAGGAACAGAUGCUCCUAUCUUCCUUAAUUUCUGGUACAUGGACAUAUAAAUGCUUCUUUAGUUCCUACAAAGGUCAAUUUAUAGGGAACAAUCAUUAACAUCUAUGAUAAAGAAUGGCACCAGCACUAGAAAAUUCCUAGUGUCCUUGAAAUGCUAUUCCCUUGUUCCUCUCUGUAUUGGUUUGCUUCCUAUUGCUGUGAUAAACAUUGUGACCCAAAGGGUUAAUUUUACCUUACAGUUACAGUCCACCAGGAAUGGGACUGGGGAUUGGAACUCAAGGCGGGAUACUGGCCUGUCCCCAUGGCUUGCUCAGACUGUUUUCUGGCUUUGUUCCAUUUUUUACUCCACAGGAUCAUCUGUCCAAGGGUGGCAUUGCCAGCAGUAGGUGAAACCCUCCCACAUCAUAUGUAGAUACUUGCCCACCAAGCAACCUGAUGGAGAUUAUCCCUCAGUUAAGGUUUUCUCUUCCCAGAUGAUUAUAGUUUAUGUCCAAUUGAAAAACUAUUUAGCCAGCACACCUUCUGUUCCUUGGAUACCUAGCUUAUGAAGUUAUGUCACAUUCUUAGGCUUUUUUUUGCUGGUUUGCCACAGUACCGCAAUCCCAAAGAUUUGCCUAAUUUUCUGUGCCCAGCCCCCACACCUCCACAAGAGACAUUCUACUUUUUUUUUUUUUUUUAAUUCCCCUUUGAGACAGGAUUUCUUUAUGUAGUCUUGGAACUUUCUCUGUAGAUCAGGCUGGCCUUGAACUCACAGAGACCUGCCUGCUUCUUACUCUUGAAUGUGGGAUUAUUUAAUCCACAUGUGUGUGCCACCACUGCCUGGCUUUGUCUUCAUAAUUUAAUUUUUUUUUCUUUUCCCCUUCUCACAUAUAUUGCAUCCCAACUGUAGUUUUCCACUUCCUCCCCUCCCCCAGUCAUUCCCUCUCACCUCCCCUCUUUUCCAAAAUCUACCCCCACCUUCACCUAUGCCUUCCCUCAGAAAAGAACAGGAUUUCCCAAACAUGGCAUAACAAGCUACAAUAAGACCAGGCACCUACCAUCACAUCAAGGCUGGAUGAUGCAAUCCAGUAGGAGGAAAAGGGUCCCACAAGUAGGCCAAAGAGUCAAGAGACAGCCUGGGCUCCCACUGUUAGGACUCCCACAAGAACACCAAGCUACUUAGCCAUAACAUAUAAGCAGAGGACCUAGGUCAGACCCCUACAGCCUCCCCAAUCCCUGAGAGGCCCCAUGAAUCCCAGUCAGUAGAUUCUGUGGCUAUGUUCUUGUGGUGUCCCUGAACCCUCUGAUUUCUCUUUGUGAUUCUUUCUCUUCCUUCUCCACCUCCUCUUUCUCCUCCACAGUACUCCCAUCAGUUAGUUACUGGAUGUAGUCUCUGCUCUCUUUGAUGAUGAUUCUGCUAGGCCCUGGUCCGAGAACACUCUGCAGGCAGGACAAUUGUAGGUUGAAGGUUUUAUGGCUGUGUUGGUGUCCCAAUCCUUCAACUUGAAUCCUUGCCUGGCUACAGAAAAUGGCCAGUUCAGGCUCCAUGUCCCCCAUUACUUGGACUAAAAAAGAUUUUUGUAUUUUGAUACAUCAGCUGUUUGGCAUUACCUCAGUGAAAACCAGCAAUGGUGGUCAUUUCUCUGCUUCUGUGUCUCUGAUGCUUUAGUAAGUCCAGAUUGGAGUGGGGUUAGGGUUACAUCCACAAGACUAUCUCCAGAGUAGAGGUCUAACAGUAGAUACCUGGGCUGCCACUGAGAACUGUUGCUGUGUCUGGAUAGUUGCCACCAUUCAGCUGCCAGUCAGAACAUCAGUGAAUUGGACCCAGGCAUGUAGGGAGAAACUCCAGUGAGCUGGUGGCUUUUUAGGAGUCCACAAGGAUUGUUUCCCAUCAUCCCUUCCAGAAAAACUAGUAUUGGUCUAGAGCCAAGCCUACUGAGUACAAGAACACACUAUUAUUAGUGGCUUAAGCAGUCCCUUCUUUGCGAGUCAUUGAGUAUGGAGUGACUUGUCCCAGAAUGUGAAUGUCUAACUGGGGGGAGCAUGGAAAAAGGUUUGCCUUAAUAGAGCAACAUCUCAAGCUGGAGAGAUGGCUCAGUGGUUACCAGUCUGUUCUUCCAAAGGCCUCGGGUUCAAUUCCCUGCACCCACAUGGCAGCUCACAACUGUCUGCAAUCCCGGUUCCAGGGCAGGCAAAUACACAUAAAAUAAAAAUGAAUGUAAGGAAAUAAAAACAGAAAAAGAGAUAGCAACUAGUCCAUGUUUUGAAAAAAAGUUGGCUGGGUAUGGUAGUUACUUGGAAGACUGAUGUAGGAGUAUCAGUGGAGCCCAGAACUUCCAGGAUUCCUUGGGCAACAAUAUUUUGUCUUAAAAAUGUAUAUUUGAAGGACACUUGCUCAACUAUCUUCAUCAUAGCAGUAUUAUUUGUAAUAGCCAAAAACUGGAAACAACCCACAUGUCCCUCGGCCAAAGAAUGGAUUUAAAAAAAAUGUAUUUACACAAUGGAACACUACUCAGCUUUUAAAAACAAGGAAAUCAUGAAAUAUGCAGGCAAAUGGAUGGAACUAGAAAAUAUCAUCCUGAGUGAGGUAAGCCAGACCCAGAAAGACACACAUUGGAUAUACUCACUUAUAAUUAGAUAUUAGCCAUAUAGUAUAAGAUAAUCAUACUACAAUUUAUAUAUCCAAAGAAGCUAAGUAACCAGGAGCAUCCAAGGGAGGAUGCUUGAAUCCCACCUAAAAGAGGAAAUAAAAUAGACACCAGAAGUGAAUAAAGAGAGGGACCUGGGUGGGUGAGGGUAACAAGAGCGGAGAUCAGAUGUGGGGAGAAUGGGGUGUGGGAGUCAAGAAGGCUGGGAGAGAGAAGGGAAACCAAGGGGGCCAUCUCUGGGACAAGUUGUAGUCCUGUGACCUGUAUAUCAGACUCCUGGGGGGAUAUGGGGGUGACUCUAGCUGAGACUCUUAGCAGUGGGGACAUGGAAACUGAAGUGGCCACUUCCUAACCAGGCAGGAUUUCCAGUGGAGGGAAGGGGACACCAACCCACCCACAAAACCUUUGACCCCAAAUUUACCCUGCCUACAACAUGUGCAGGGAUAAAGAUAGAGCAGAGAUUGAGGGAAUUGUCAAACAAUGACUGCCCCAACCUGAGACUCACCCUGUGGGAGAAAGCCGAGACAACACUAUUAAUGAUACUCAAAAGCCUAGCAUAGCUGUCCUCUAAGAGGCCCCACUCAGCAGCAGAUAGAAAUGCUAUUAUCUUCUUAAACUCUAUAGCCCCUUUGUUAAGACCUACUUUAGUUCUUCACAUAACUGUGUCUCCUCUGCUAACACCUGCUGUUGCCUUUAGCAUUUCAGAAGCCAUAUUGCCUCCAAGUCUCCAUUUUGAUCAUAAGAUGAAAUUAAGUUCAAGUUCUCAGGCCUACAUACCUGAGACCAGGAUACAAUUCAAUAGUUCAAUACUUGCUGCUUAGAAUAAAACAAAAGAUGAUAAAUGCACAUUCUGCUAGAGUUAAAGAUGGAAACACCCUGCUAUGUUCCUUAUUCCCAAAAAACUGGAAAGCCCUACCCUAAACCCCAGCCAAUGAGCCCUCCUACCCUAAAUCCCAGCCAAUCAGCCCUCCUACCCUAAAUCCCAACCAACCAGUUUAAAGUGCUUUGUCAAGCCACCUAGAUACAACAUAAUACACUUGGAACAAAAUUGAUUAUGUCUAGCUAGUUAAAAUGAUGUAAUGAUGACCCCCUCCUCCACUUUCUACCCCUGGUUACCUGGUUGUUAACUGAUUACACUUUUUCGUAUAAAAGUCUGCCUUAGAAACAGACCAGUAUCAUAAUCUGGCUUCUGAGUCCAAAUUAUGGUCCCGACCAGUCAGUUUUUGUUCAGUGUUCAAUAAACUUCUAUCAUCUGA